AUGGAUAGCGGUAAUACUGCUCUGCGUGUGUUUCAUAUACCGGAAAGUCUUGACUAUCGCAACCUAUUAAGACCACCAGGUCAAGAUGAUGCCGACCGUCUGGAUGCCAGCGAAGCUGAUGAUCCAGAAUCUUGGUCGUCUGUAGAUGCAGAAGCUGCACUGAAUACGGUUAAUGCUGCAACGUCAAGGACACCGCAAGAUACACUCGAGCUCUUGACACGCGAGGUAUUCUGUAACGCAUUCAACCUAUCACGCCACUUUGCUAAUAUUCAAAGACAGCUACAGACAUCAGUGGCACAGUCAUUCGUUGCUAUGUGCAGCCGUGUCCAUGAUAUAUUAGAAAAGGUACCUCCAAGUCCAUAUUUUAGCAGCUCAGAAGCGGCAAGUAACAAAUCAUAUCUUGAAGUGGAGACUAAAGUUGUUGCAUUAAGAUCGGGAAAUGGUCUUGCAAAUGAUAGCUGCGAAGCAGAUGCUUUGAUGGUAAAGCCUAGCGAUAUGGGACAAGUGCUACGAUCACUAUGCCAUAUGUGUGUUUUCCUGGUUUGUACAACGUUCCGCUGCUCACUAGCAACGCAAAAGGAUAAUGAUAAGACAGCUUUCCCAGCGGAUAUCUCAGCAACAAAAAGGAGCAAGAGCGGUCGUGGAGGUGUUCGUCGUAAAAAAACGGAAGAAGAUGGUAAUGUGAAUACCGUAGCUCUCGAACUUCUGGUGGAUGCCAUGCUAAUCAUCACGCGUAUAAAACUUAGGGUCCCAUUCUCAGGUGAAUAUGGUGGUAUGGGACGACCUGAUCCGCCACUAUUGAGAUUACUCCUGGACACAUUGAUGCUAGCAAUGGGAUCGCCAGUGGCCACAUCAAAUAAUGAAAAACUGGUUGAUGCUACUUCACGCUUAAUAGAUCUAAACUACAGAAUAAUGCAAGAUAGAUUGGAUGUAUCUAGGGAUAAAAGGCCUAUGGAAACUAAUAGCGAUGAUGAAAAUGAUGCAUCCAAUACUUCGCCACUGAUGUCAUCAAGAACUGUUGAUAGUUGUGCGGACGCUGCAGCAACAACGACGGAUGCCGAAAGAGUAGACGCUGAAUGGUUGGUGACGUUAUCGGAGGAAGUGAAAAAAGGACAUAGCGUCAUGAUUGCCGAUGCCCUUGCGAUACUCCAGGAAUUAGAUAUACCAACUCUUGUGGUAAAAGAGAUACUUCUAUCGGUCAGGGAUGGGUUUGUGUUACAGGUAUCAGGAGGAACGGUACAAUUGAUGAGUUGGUCGAUACAAACCGAAUAUGCCAAUGUAGGUUCCUUUGUAGAACGUGUUGCUCGCAAGUUUCCCUCAGCAAUAGUACGUUGCCUAGAUGAACUGAGAUAUAUGUUCGACGUCCCAUCGUAUAAUCUAAGAAAGUCAAUUAUGGAAUCGGUCAAGUUGCUAAUCAUAAUGGCGAAAAAUGAAGAAGAUGACAUGACAGAAGAUAACACCAGUGACCACUAUGCAUCACCAACUGACGCUGUAUUAUGUGCACGUCACCGUGAACGUAUGUUGCAGUUGAUGAUAUCUCGGCAAUAUGAUGCCUAUAUGUAUGCACGAGCGGCGCUAUUAAAAGCUUUCCAGGAUUUGAUAGAAUCGGAGGCAUUGCCUGUUAGAUGGUUCGUACAGACCGCUGCUCUGGCGAUAGCGCGGCUAUUAGAUAGGGGAUCGCAAGUUAGGCAAAGAGCACUGAACCUUUUGACGACAUUGGUACAUGAUGCUACAAAGAAACGAUUCAAGGUACCAUUAAAUACAGAGACUGUGAACAAGGACCUGUCAAUGAUGCACUCUCUAGUGGCGAAACUUGACACUAUAUCUACACUCGAAUCUAACGGAAAAGCGUCGAUAGGUCAGUAUGAAGAGUAUCCAGGGGUAUUGGGGAUAGGAUCCCAAGAAGAUGGCGAUCCAUUGAAGGAACAAGCAAGCGUGGACACUAACACAGAGGUGAAUGAGCAUAGUGAGUCACAGGAUGUGGAGCACAAAAAGCAGACGUUGCUUGAUGAGUUGAAUUCUGAGCUUGGAGACAGCAUAAGCUUGGGUGACAAUGAUGCGCUAGGUAAAUUACGAACAAGAUUAGAGAUAGCCCGGGAAAUGUAUUCUGACGUACAUGAUAUUUCAGAAAAGGUGGAAACGUCGAUUGUUAUAUGUGCUGACCUACUACAAUCUUCUGUAGAAGGUGACCAAAGAGCUGCAAUACGUUACCUUGCUACAUGCCAUUUGAUGGGUGUCACUUCGGCAUCAGCAUUGCUACCAAAGGUGUGGGCGCUAUCUUGGUCAAAUAACCAAAAUGUGGUAGACACGGUACUUCAGGAGUUUAAAAAUGUAUAUUUUGCAGAUGGUGAUGAUACAGCUAUCGCAUGGCGUUUGGUGCAACUUCUUUCAAGCAGCCGUCUGACUGCGUUCGCUUCAAUCGAGAAAAUAUUCGAGGUCAGCAUGGCACGGGAGCAACCUUAUUUUGCUCAUCUGGAUAGAUUGAUGGUGGCGUUGUUACGUAUAGCCCUUGCUCCUAAUUAUCAGUUAGGUCGUGACACGAAUCCACGUGUGGCCUUAGGGGUUGUGCGUUUAUUACUGAAUUCAUCCAUGCGUAGCAGAUCACCUCAAGCUCAAUCUAUACGCCAAUUCGAUGAGAAGCGUAUAAGCGCAAUUUGUGGACUUUUACAACUAUCGUCUGGACAAUCUAGCACCAUUUUUGGUGAAUUGUGCCUUAUCCUGGCAGCUGCUAUGCCAUCCAAACAUGUAGAGGAUGCUGCUGCACAUAUUCUAAAACUUUUUAUCGGGACCUUCGGAUCGAUGGAUGAUGCGUGGUUUCGAAUGGCGCAAUGUGUUGUAGACGUCACUUUCAUACAUUCUAAGUUCCCUGAAAUGGUGUGGUCGCAGAUCCUCAACGAACUGCUGGAUAGUGUCACCAAUGUUACCGAAAAUAAAAAUUCAACAGCAAGACAGUUAGCCCAGGUUAUUUUUCUUGCAGGACAUGUAGCUAUACGUACUAUCAUUAGUAUGGACCGUCUGCAAUCUGAUUUGAAAUCAGCACGAUCCGAACUUGAAUCUCUUGAUGGUGGGAAGUACAACAAUGAUGCUUCUAAUCAGAUGGGUGUGGCUACUAGUGAAGAACAAGAACGUGAACUUUUCGAACAGUUAUGUGAAGGUAACAUCGUAUGUGCCAAUCUGUUGGGCGGCCCUGGGCGCAAUCUCAUUGUUGCCUGUCUACGCAACCCACAGAAAUUGUUGAAAUCAAACACGAAGGGUGUACGACGAGAGAUUGAAGUGUUGAAAACGUGUGCUGCUAUCGCCCUUUGCAAGUUUGCUACCGUAUCCAAACUCUUCUGUAAUUCAGUAUUCCAUCCGGAAGAUGGUAUACCAGCACCGUGUUCGGUAAUAGAGGUAAUCAUUUCUCUCCUUAUGAACAAACGACUGGCUCCAGGAUAUGAUACUAAGGGUUUGACCUCCACGGGACAUAACUACUAUUAUCUGCCAGAGCCUAGUGGCGGUGCUUUAAGGGCUACGUUACUGAUGAGCUAUGGAGAUUUACUGUGUCGCCAUCCCAACCUACUAGAACCAUGGAAUGAUGAGGUCUGUGCAAUAUUGUUGGAUCGAGAUGACAGUGUACGUGAAGCUGCAGUGCUGGUAUUCACUCACUUGGUCAUGAAUGACAUGGUAAAGCCUCGUGGGAAGCUUGUGGAUGCUAUGAUGUACUUGACUCUUGAUCCACAUGUAAAAGUUGCCAAUUGUGCUCGAACAUUCUUCCAUGAGGUACAUAGGAAGAAUCCUAAUACCAUCUAUAACUGUUUCCCAGAAAUGGUCGCUACACUUGCUCGCAAUCGAAGGAGGCAAUCGAUUCAACGUAAUCUAGCGGUGCUGCAGAUGUUAUUGAAGUUUAUAAGGCGUGAUAAACAAGGUGAAUCGAUUGUCGAGAAGGUAUGUCUUCGAUUGCAUUCGACUGAACCCACUAACCGACCCGCUUUAGUGAUGUAUGGUCACGUGCUCAUAAACGUCUGUCAAAAUGAGAAAUGUAUGGCUAAACUAAUUGCAUCUAUCCCUUCCAUAUCAAGGUUAAUCGUGGAAAGCGAUUACUUCUUGGCAACUAUACUACUGGUAUGCAAAAGAGCGAAAUCGGGGAACCAAGGCAGGCGAAGCGCUGAUAACGAACGACCUCCAGAUGGGUCUGCUGAUGGUGCUGAUAUGUCGCAAACAAACCCUAGUGUAUCUUCGGGUACUGCAACUGGUGAGAACGCUAGUAUUAAGGACCUUGCGGAGGAGCUGAUAAUGCGAGUACAUGGCCUUUUCGGUGAAGGAAAGUCAUCACAUGUUAAUCAAACGGCAACAUCGGCAGAGUCAAUCAUCGCUUCCGCUGAGGCAUCGUCGCCCGGAGAGGAUGAGGAAAGCUGUGCUAAUAACCUGUUCAUAAGCGACUUCGGUCUAGUGACGGCGGAAUCUCUACCAGCUCUUAGCGAUGAUGAGUGUGAGUCUUACGCAACACAGGCAGCAGCGCCAUCGCUAACAGCAAAUUGA
This is a messenger RNA of Babesia sp. Xinjiang, 4518 nucleotides long. Its product is annotated as Condensin complex subunit 1. Gene Ontology annotation, cellular component: condensed chromosome, centromeric region. Gene Ontology annotation, biological process: mitotic chromosome condensation; meiotic chromosome condensation. Bases 1 to 4518 code for a protein of 1505 amino acids. The transcript has a single exon. NCBI's taxonomy places the organism in Eukaryota, Apicomplexa, Aconoidasida, Piroplasmida, Babesiidae. Gene Ontology annotation, molecular function: histone binding. The record is from RefSeq and is a predicted model, not a curated record.